Molecule: messenger RNA, 1253 nt
Organism: Sardina pilchardus (European sardine)
Lineage: Eukaryota; Metazoa; Chordata; Actinopteri; Clupeiformes; Clupeidae
Gene: kcne4
Product: potassium voltage-gated channel, Isk-related family, member 4
Exons: 2
Coding region: 139-930 (263 amino acids)
Biological process (GO): potassium ion export across plasma membrane; ventricular cardiac muscle cell action potential; membrane repolarization during action potential
Cellular component (GO): membrane
Molecular function (GO): voltage-gated potassium channel activity involved in ventricular cardiac muscle cell action potential repolarization; transmembrane transporter binding; delayed rectifier potassium channel activity
Source: RefSeq, a predicted model, not a curated record
GAAAAGCUUGUCCAAUUUACCCAUGUUGUUGUUGACAAUAAGUUAAGAGGACAUUUUAUUUUCGCAGUUUACCCAUGUUGUUGUUGUUAGUGAGUUCAUUUCAGGACACUUUCGUUUCUUAUUUGAAAAGAGGACGUGAUGGACCUCGCGCGCUAUAGUUCCAUGGUGAAUACUGCGCGCCCUUUAGACAUAGUUUUCUCUGGCGCGUGGUCAUUCCGAUGUUUUGGUGGAUGUCCAGCGGGCAGCCCCCAGCACGUGACAUGUGGUCCCCAAAGCUCGUAUUUAAACCGGACACGGCAACUAUUUUCGGUCAGACUUCAGAAACAGGCACAAACUGUCAGAGCCGACACAACUGACGAUUACGGUCCAACACUACUCCGGCGCGGCAUGGAAAGCCCGCGUAACGGGAGCGCAGCUGACGCACCUCUUCUCCACGCCACGCCGCUCACGCGCGCGUCCUCCUCACCAGUUGACACGGAGGGCAGCGCGCGACUCUACAUCAUCAUCCUCAUCUCGUUCUAUGGGGUGUUUCUGAUCGCCAUCAUGAUCGGAUACCUGCGCUCCAAACAGCGCGAGAAGAGGAGGACCAACGUAUUCACGCGCCUGCUGCAUGAGGAGGAGCAGCGAGAGUGGGGCGCGAGCCUGAAGAAGCACAGCUGCGCGAGCCUCGUCUUCCCACCUUUCUCGAACCUGCGACCCGCGCACGUUCCGCUGCCUGCCGGCCUCGAGAGCAAAGUGCUGUCGCCCCUCGCGUGCGGGCUGUGUGCGGUGGAGCAGAGCAGCGUCAGCUCACUCUGCUCGUCCGCGGACGCGCGCCUGGCGAUUGAGGAGGAGGGGGACAGCGGCACGGGCGAGGGUCUCGAGGACCCGGGGAAGGGAAGCUCCGACAACAGCGACGGAUCGGCGGAGAACCUCAAAGAGUCCUUGUGAUUCAAAGAGACAUUCGAACGAGGACACUCGUGUUCUGCUCUCCGCACGAGGACACCGUGUCCCCGGGAAGGAGAUACUCGCGAUGACGCACACCCCCCGCGGACACAGAGGCCUGCGCACGGCACCUGGAACCCACUUGAAGUGUUUGAUUUGUGUUUUGUGUUCCUUCAGACGCGGCACGCACACACACAGCACAUGGCGCACAGCAUCGUUUACGGACAGUGGAUGGACUUGCUUAUUGUACACGCUGUCUUUUACUGUAUAUAUUGUAUAUGCCUGGAUAUCAUGUAGCAACUGAAUAAUUCAAAAAAAAUAAAACAGUA